GGCGGGGGCGGGCGCCUGCCCACACCGGCGCGGGCCACGCGACCAGGCACCGUGCACUGAGGUUGCAACUCCCGCCGCGGCAUCAUGGACGCCCCGCAGCAGGUGGUCAACUUCGGGGCCGGGCCCGCCAAGCUCCCGCGCUCGGUCCUGCUAGAAAUACAGAAGGAAUUAUUAGAGUACAGAGGAACUGGAAUUAGCGUCCUUGAAAUGAGCCACAGGUCAUCAGAUUUCGCCAAGAUUAUCAACAACACGGAGAAUCUUGUGCGGGAGUUGCUAGCUGUUCCUGACAACUACAAGGUGAUUUUUGUACAAGGAGGUGGCACCGGCCAGUUCAGUGCUGUCCCUUUGAACCUGAUUGGGCUGAAACCUGGACGGUGUGCCGACUAUGUGGUGACCGGGGCAUGGUCCGCAAAGGCUGCCGAGGAGGCCAAGAAGUUUGGGACUGUGAACAUCGUCUACCCCAAGCUCAGCAGUUACACAAAGAUCCCAGACCCGAGCACCUGGAGCCUCAGCGCAGACGCCUCCUAUGUGUAUUACUGCGCCAACGAGACUGUGCAUGGCGUGGAGUUUGACUUCAUCCCCGACAUCAAGGGGACUGAGCUGGUGUGUGACAUGUCCUCCAACUUCCUCUCCAAGCCAGUGGAUGUUUCCAAGUUCGGGGUGAUUUUUGCCGGCGCCCAGAAGAACAUUGGCUCCGCGGGGGUCACGGUGGUGAUUGUCCGAGAGGACCUCCUGGGUUUCGCUCUCCGGGAAUGCCCGUCCGUCUUAGAGUACCGAGUGCAGGCUGGAAACGGCUCCCUGUACAACACCCCUCCCUGCUUCAGCAUCUACGUGAUGGGCAUGGUCCUGGAGUGGAUCAAGAAUAACGGGGGUGCGGCCGCCAUGGAGAAGCUGAGCUCCCUCAAGUCACAAAUGAUCUAUGAUAUUAUCGAUAACUCUCAAGGCUUCUACGUAUGUCCAGUGGAGCCCCGGAAUAGAAGCAAGAUGAAUAUUCCGUUUCGCAUCGGCAGCACCAAAGGAGAUGAUGCUUUGGAGAAGAGGUUUCUUGAUAAGGCUCAGGAACUCCAUAUGAUCUCUCUGAAAGGGCACAGGUCCGUGGGAGGCAUCCGUGCCUCUCUGUAUAACGCUGUCACUCUCGAGGAUGUGGAGAAGCUGGCAGCAUUCAUGAAAAACUUCUUGGAGAUGCAUCAGCUGUGAAACCAAUCCCCACGACUUCAUACUCCUUACCCUCUACUCUGCCCAUGUCUGAAAUUGAGCAGCAACAUGGGGAGGCUGCACAAACCUCACCCGCAUGGCCUCUCUCCCGAUUGACUGUAUUCAGUAGCGGUUUCCUCCUUUUGCAGAGAACAGCCGAACCCCACCGCGCUGUCGAGCUGCUGGGGCUUCGUCUGACCUGAAUCGGGGGGACUGAAAGAGCUUCCUCUGGCUUUUCUCAAACGACUCCUGCUUCCCUUUCCUUUGUGCUGUUUUUCUUUUCCUAGCUCAAUCGCAGUCGGUUUUGCAGACAGUGCUGUUUGAUUCUGGAGAGGAACUCUCGGCUCGGGAGAGAUCCAUGGGGGGCAGGGGUCUCUAGGUGUUGAAUCUUAUCCUCUCCCGAAGGGCAGCAUUGCGGUGUGCGUUUGGGAGGUCCAGGGUCAGGCAAGUGCAGCUUUCUUGAACGGUUAUUUUCAUAGAGAUAAGAGUGACAUCUUUAUAGAGCAGAUCCGGUAUUAAUACUGUAUAGUUUUCGAUCUAUGCAUUUUAUAUUUCUGAUAAUACGGUUCUUUGUAGGAACGUAGUUAAAAACUUCGGGUAUCUGUUCACCUUCAACCUCUGGCUUACACAUCCCACUGGCAGCAAUUAACCUCCCCGUUUGUAAAGCCUUUCUUUUCAUAAGAUUUUUAAAAAGUUCUUCGAUUCACUUUUAUUUUCCUUCCCGUGGGCAGAAGAGACAGUUGGUUGCUUGGUUGUUCCUUUAUUCUCAGAGAUGCUUUUCUGUUCAGCGUCUCCCUGGAGCCCUUAGCCCUGCGUUCACUUGCUUGUUCUCUCCAGCGUCCUAACCAUUGAUGGUGGGACUUCCCGCAGAGCCUUUACUGAGUCUUUGCUCCUGUGGAUCAGUUUCAGUGUGUCGUGUUGCAUAUGUAAAAAACAUUAAAGUCCUAAAACACCCAAAGCAUUGUCUGAAUUUCUCUACCUGCUAACUGAGAGAUUGGUUGAUUUGGGGGCACCCCAGCAGUGAUCAGGAGCCCCACCCCCUCCCCGUGGUGGUUCAGUGCAAGGGGCUGAGGACGUGGUGCUGCUCGGGCCCUGCCGGGCUGGGGGUCUCCAGCACACCCUGGCUGGGGUCCUACACAGUCCCCGGUUAUGCUGGGUGAGGGAGCAGGUGGUGCCGGGAAGUGAACCUUGUACAGGCGCUUGCUGGGGUGUACCUGACUGCUGUAUUAUCUCUCAACUCUUACUUUAAAAUUUAUUUUUAAAGAUUA
Messenger RNA from Sorex araneus (European shrew), 2462 nucleotides. It is a transcript of the gene PSAT1, whose product is annotated as phosphoserine aminotransferase 1. Gene Ontology annotation, cellular component: cytoplasm. Gene Ontology annotation, biological process: L-serine biosynthetic process. NCBI's taxonomy places the organism in Eukaryota, Metazoa, Chordata, Mammalia, Eulipotyphla, Soricidae. The transcript is spliced from 9 exons. The record is from RefSeq and is a predicted model, not a curated record. Gene Ontology annotation, molecular function: O-phospho-L-serine:2-oxoglutarate transaminase activity; pyridoxal phosphate binding. The coding region runs from base 85 to 1197 and encodes 370 amino acids.